Eptesicus fuscus (big brown bat) is the source of this 6247-nucleotide messenger RNA. It is a transcript of the gene TNRC6B, whose product is annotated as trinucleotide repeat containing adaptor 6B. The record is from RefSeq and is a predicted model, not a curated record. The transcript has 25 exons. Lineage: Eukaryota; Metazoa; Chordata; Mammalia; Chiroptera; Vespertilionidae. The coding region runs from base 247 to 5670 and encodes 1807 amino acids. Gene Ontology annotation, cellular component: P-body; nucleoplasm. Gene Ontology annotation, biological process: positive regulation of nuclear-transcribed mRNA poly(A) tail shortening; miRNA-mediated post-transcriptional gene silencing. Gene Ontology annotation, molecular function: nucleic acid binding.
CCCCCGUUCUCCUCAGUCCCCCUACUACGUCGCUUCCACAGCCAGCGGAGGAGCGGGGACCGCGCGCAUCGCAGCGCAUCGCCUCACAGCGGAACGCCGCGCACUCGGAACCGGCACUGCUCGGCGGGUUUUGGUUUUUGCACUGAAUGUAGUCUAGAUUCAUCUUCACGGGCGUGUGUUGCCCCAGGAUACUGUCAAAGGCAGUAUCUGUGUGUUUCUGCAGAGUUUUGCACAGAGUCUGUUCCCAUGCAAACCAAUGAGGGAGAAGUAUCGGAAGAAAGCGGUUCCAAGGUGGAACAGGAGGAUUUUGUAAUGGAAGGGCAUGGCAAGACUCCACCUCCUGGUGAAGAAAGCAAACAAGAGAAGGAGCAAGAAAGGGAAGAACAGUUAAUGGAAGACAAGAAAAGGAAGAAAGAGGAUAAAAAGAAAAAAGAAGCCACUCAGAAGGUCACGGAACAAAAAACCAAAGUGCCCGAAGUGACGAAACCAAGUUUAAGCCAACCAACGGCCGCCAGCCCAAUUGGCAGCUCUCCAUCGCCACCAGUCAAUGGUGGCAACAAUGCCAAAAGGGUGGCAGUGCCGAACGGACAACCGCCAAGCGCCGCCCGCUACAUGCCUCGGGAGGUGCCUCCGCGAUUCCGUUGCCAGCAGGACCACAAAGUGUUACUAAAACGUGGGCAGCCCCCUCCACCAUCCUGCAUGCUCCUUGGGGGUGGGGCAGGGCCUCCUCCCUCCACAGCACCUGGAGCAAACCCAAACAACGCACAAGUGACAGGAACGCUGCUGCAGAGUGAGAGUGGGACUGUACCAGAGUCAACCCUUGGAGGUGCUGCUGCUUCAAAUUAUGCAAAUUCCACUUGGGGCCCGGGAGCCUCCUCCAACAACGGCACCUCCCCCAACCCAAUUCACGUCUGGGACAAGGUGAUUGUAGACGGGUCUGACAUGGAAGAGUGGCCUUGUAUUGCCAGCAAAGAUACUGAGUCUUCUUCCGAAAACACCACCGAUAACAACAGUGCCUCGAACCCUGGCUCGGAGAAGAGCACUCUGCCAGGAAGCACCACUAAUAACAAAGGAAAAGGGAGCCAGUGCCAGUCUGCAAGUUCUGGGAACGAAUGUAAUCUUGGGGUCUGGAAAUCUGACCCUAAGGCUAAAUCUGUUCAAUCUUCCAACUCUACUGCAGAGAGCAACAAUGGACUAGGAAAUUGGAGGAAUGUGAGUGGUCAGGAUAGAAUUGGACCUGGCUCUGGCUUCAGCAACUUUAACCCAAAUAGCAACCCAUCUGCCUGGCCAGCACUGGUUCAAGAAGGAAAUUCUAGGAAAGGGGCAUUGGAAACAGAUACUAGUAAUUCCAGUGCACAGGUUAGCACAGUAGGUCAGGCAUCCAGGGAACAGCAGUCAAAGAUGGAAAAUGCGGGUGUUAAUUUUGUUGUCUCUGGCAGAGAACAGGCUCAAAUUCAUAACACUGAUGGACCAAAAAAUGGAAACACUAACUCCUUGAACUUAAGUUCACCAAACCCCAUGGAGAAUAAGGGAAUGCCCUUUGGAAUGGGCUUGGGGAACGCCUCCAGGAGCACUGAUGCCCCUUCACAAAGCACUGGAGAUCGAAAGACUGGGAGUGUUGGAUCUUGGGGUGCAGCUAGGGGGCCUUCUGGAACUGACACAGCCUCUGGACAAAGCAAUUCUGGAAACAAUGGGAACAAUGGAAAAGAGAGAGAGGACUCCUGGAAAGGAGCUUCUGUUCAAAAGUCAACUGGGUCAAAAAAUGAUUCUUGGGACAAUAACAGGUCUACGGGUGGGUCCUGGAACUUUGGCCCUCAGGACUCUAAUGACAGCAAAUGGGGUGAAGGGAACAAAAUGACAUCUGGGGUCUCUCAGGGAGAAUGGAAACAGCCGACUGGGUCUGAUGAGUUGAAAAUUGGAGAAUGGAGUGGUCCAAACCAACCAAAUUCUAGCACUGGAGCAUGGGACAAUCAAAAGGGCCACCCCCUCCCUGAAAACCAAGGCAAUGCCCAGGCUCCCUGUUGGGGAAGAUCUUCCAGCUCCACAGGAAGUGAAGUUGGAGGUCAAAGCACUGGAAGCAACCACAAAGCAGGAAGUAGUGACAGUCAUAAUUCCGGCCGUCGCUCUUAUAGGCCCACACAUCCUGAUUGUCAGGCUGUCUUGCAGACUCUUUUGAGCCGAACUGAUUUGGACCCCAGGGUGCUCUCAAACACUGGCUGGGGCCAAACUCAAAUUAAGCAGGACACGGUGUGGGAUAUUGAAGAGGUGCCAAGGCCCGAGGGGAAAUCUGACAAAGGAACUGAGGGGUGGGAGAGCGCUGCCACACAGACCAAGAACUCAGGGGGCUGGGGAGACGCACCCAGCCAAAGCAAUCAAAUGAAGUCUGGAUGGGGGGAGCUCUCAGCCUCUACAGAGUGGAAAGACCCCAAGAACACAGGAGGCUGGAAUGACUACAAGAACAACUCUUCCAAUUGGGGAGGGUGUCGACCAGAUGAAAAGGCAUCUUCCUCUUGGAAUGAGAAUUCCAGCAAGGAUCAGGGGUGGGGAGGUGGGCGCCAGCCCAAUCAAGGAUGGACUUGUGGAAAGAAUGGUUGGGGAGAGGAAAUUGAUCAAGCAAAAAACAGCAAUUGGGACAGUUCUGCAAGUAAACCUGUGUCUGGGUGGGGCGAAGGAGGGCAGAAUGAAAUUGGAACUUGGGGGAAUGGUGGGAACGCAAGCCUAGUUUCCAAAGGCGGGUGGGAAGAUUGCAAAAGAUCUCCAGCAUGGACUGAGACAGGCAGACAGCCCAAUUCCUGGAAUAAACAGCACCCACAGCAGCCACAGCAGCCACCGCCACCACAACCAGAGGCUUCUGGUUCAUGGGGAGGCCCACCCCCACCACCUCCAGGCAAUGGACGACCUUCCAAUUGCAACUGGAGCAGCGGGCCACAGCCAGUAACCCCUAAGGAUGAGGAACCCAGUGGUUGGGAAGAGCCAUCCCCACAGUCAAUUAGUAGAAAAAUGGACAUUGAUGAUGGCACUUCAGCAUGGGGAGACCCCAACAGUUACAACUACAAGAAUGUGAAUCUGUGGGAUAAGAAUGCCCAAGGGGGCCCAGCACCUCGAGAACCAAAUCUGCCUACCCCAAUGACCGGUAAAUCAGCAUCAGUCUGGAGCAAAAGCACACCACCUGCUCCAGAUAAUGGUACUUCAGCUUGGGGUGAGCCAAAUGAAAGCAGUCCUGGGUGGGGCGAAAUGGAUGACACAGGAGCAUCGACCACAGGCUGGGGGAAUGCACCUUCCAACGCUCCAAAUGCCAUGAAACCUAAUUCCAAAUCUAUGCAAGACGGCUGGGGGGAGAGUGACGGGCCAGUGACAGGAACUCGCCAUUCCAGCUGGGAAGAGGAGGAUGAUGGAGGAGUCUGGAACACUGCCGGCUCUCAGGGAAGCGCUUCCUCCCACAACUCAGCAAGCUGGGGACAAGGAGGAAAGAAACAAAUGAAGUGCGCACUAAAAGGAGGAAACACUGAUUCAUGGAUGAAUCCUAUUGCCAAACAGUUUUCAAAUAUGGGAUUGCUGAAUCAAACUGAAGAUAAUCCAAGCAGCAAAAUGGAUUUGUCUGUAGGGAGCCUUACAGAUAAAAAAUUUGAUGUGGACAAGCGAGCAAUGAAUCUCGGGGAUUUUAAUGAUAUCAUGAGGAAGGAUCGAUCUGGGUUCCGUCCACCUAAUUCCAAAGACAUGGGAACCACAGAUAGUGGGCCUUAUUUUGAGAAGGGUGGCAAUCAUGGUUUGUUUGGAAAUAGCACAGCACAAUCGAGAGGUAUGCACACACCAGUGCAGCCACUAAAUUCUUCUCCUAGUCUCCGGGCGCAAGUGCCUCCCCAGUUUAUUUCCCCCCAGGUUUCUGCCUCAGUGCUCAAGCAGUUUCCCAACAGUGGCCUGAGUCCAGGUCUUUUCAAUGUGGGGCCCCAGUUAUCUCCUCAACAAAUUGCCAUGCUGAGCCAGCUUCCACAGAUCCCCCAGUUUCAGUUGGCGUGUCAGCUUCUCUUGCAGCAGCAGCAGCAGCAGCAGCAGCAGUUGUUACAGAACCAGAGAAAGAUUUCUCAGGCUGUGCGCCAGCAGCAAGAGCAGCAGCUGGCUCGAAUGGUGAGUGCACUGCAGCAGCAGCAGCAGAGGCAGCCGAGCAUGAAGCAUUCACCGUCUCAUCCCGUCGGGCCCAAGCCACAUCUGGACAACAUGGUACCCAGCACUCUGAAUGUGGGGCUCCCAGACCUUCAGACCAAAGGGCCAAUACCUGGAUAUGGUUCCGGCUUCAGCUCUGGCGGCAUGGACUAUGGCAUGGUUGGCGGGAAAGAGGCUGGAACGGAGUCUCGCUUUAAACAGUGGACCUCCAUGAUGGAGGGACUGCCCUCUGUAGCCACACAGGAAGCCAAUAUGCACAAAAAUGGCGCUAUAGUGGCCCCUGGUAAGACCCGAGGAGGGUCACCAUACAACCAGUUUGAUAUCAUCCCAGGUGACACACUGGGUGGCCAUACGGGUCCUGCUGGUGAUAGCUGGUUACCUGCCAAAUCUCCACCAACAAAUAAAAUCGGAAGUAAAUCCAGCAAUGCCAGUUGGCCUCCAGAAUUCCAACCAGGAGUGCCAUGGAAAGGUAUCCAAAACAUUGACCCUGAAUCUGAUCCCUAUGUCACCCCAGGAAGUGUGCUGGGGGGUACAGCCACAUCUCCCAUUGUAGAUACUGACCACCAACUUCUGCGGGAUAACACCACAGGGUCUAAUUCUUCCCUCAACACCUCGCUGCCUUCACCUGGUGCCUGGCCCUACAGUGCCUCUGACAACUCCUUUACCAACGUUCAUAGCACUUCAGCAAAGUUCCCUGAUUACAAAUCAACAUGGUCCCCAGAUCCCAUAGGACACAACCCCACUCAUCUCUCCAACAAGAUGUGGAAGAACCAUAUUUCCUCAAGGAACACUACACCGCUGCCCCGCCCACCGCCUGGUCUGACCAACCCCAAACCAUCAUCUCCCUGGAGCAGCACAGCACCACGAUCAGUCAGGGGGUGGGGGACACAGGACUCACGGCUUGCCUCGGGCUCUACCUGGAGUGAUGGUGGUUCAGUUCGUCCUAGUUACUGGCUGGUUCUUCAUAAUCUCACUCCACAGAUUGAUGGGUCAACCUUGAGAACCAUCUGCAUGCAGCAUGGCCCACUGCUGACAUUCCACCUGAACCUAACGCAGGGCACCGCCCUGAUCCGAUACAGCACCAAACAGGAGGCAGCCAAGGCCCAAACUGCACUGCACAUGUGUGUGUUGGGAAACACUACCAUCCUGGCUGAGUUUGCCACCGAUGAUGAAGUUAGCCGCUUUCUGGCACAAGCUCAGCCCCCUACACCUGCAGCAACCCCAAGUGCACCCGCAGCAGGAUGGCAGUCGCUGGAGACCAGCCAGACCCAGUCAGAUCCCGUCGGACCUGCUCUGAAUCUUUUUGGUGGGUCCACAGGGCUCGGGCAAUGGAGCAGCAGUGCUGGCGGCAGCAGUGGGGCCGAUCUUGCUGGCGCUUCGUUGUGGGGGCCCCCAAACUAUUCUUCUAGCUUGUGGGGAGUCCCAACUGUGGAAGAUCCCCAUAGGAUGGGCAGCCCUGCUCCUUUACUACCUGGUGACCUUCUAGGAGGAGGGUCGGAUUCAAUCUGAACUUUGAACUUUCAACUCUGACCUCGUGACCUUUUUUGGAACAGCAGCAGCACUAACUUGACCUUUUCGUUUUUUUUUUCAACUUGCAAUAAAUACAUUUUUAAAAGGAAAAAAGAAAACGGAGAGAGAAAAAAAAGGUGGGUCAUUGACAGACUGUCUGAGCACAUAGUUGCCUCCCUUAUAACUUCAGUUUUUUCGUUUGGAAUAUGAAUCCAAAAAGAGAACAUAUCACUCUUGAAAUACUUGAAUCAUGAACGCCAACCUAGAAAGACAAUGUGAAGCAAGUACACAUACCAUUUAAAUUUAAACACAAAAAAAAUUAAAAAAAUUAGUUUCUAGUUUUUCACUUUUUUCAUGUUAUAUGGAAGUUGUUGCUAAGAAACAUAUAUACUGAAAAAUAGCUUUUUAACUUUGUUUGCACUGGGUGUGUUUCCGUCCUUAGGUCUACCAUGUUUGGGAGGGAGGGGAAUUCAAAAGAAUUGUUGGGGUGGGGGGAGGGAAGACUUGACGGAGCCUCACUUUAAAAACAAAAACAAAAAAACCUAAAAAAAAAAAAGGAAAAAUUUGUGAUUGGCUG